AUGUGCUGUGGCGGCGAUCCCACGGCCCCGAGGCCCACCACCCGUACACGCUCGCCUACGCCAAGUAUCAGCUCAUACACGCCAGAUCAGAAGCUACGACAAGACAACGUUAUCCGCAACAUGGGUUGGUACAAGAAGGGCUUCUCGGAAAAGAGACAGAGAUCUAUGGCGCAAAUCUUCCUCAAUGAGAUCCAAAAGGCCAAGGAUCGCGGCGAGUGGCAAUCGCAGCCCGAUACUCAAUCCUUGUGUCUGAGCUGGUUACUAUCUUUGGAGAAAUGGAUGACUUCGUCUGGCGUGAAGAUGGUCUUUUUAUGA
Fusarium oxysporum Fo47 is the source of this 315-nucleotide messenger RNA. RefSeq lists its product as uncharacterized. Bases 1 to 315 code for a protein of 104 amino acids. NCBI's taxonomy places the organism in Eukaryota, Fungi, Ascomycota, Sordariomycetes, Hypocreales, Nectriaceae. The transcript is spliced from 2 exons. The record is from RefSeq and is a predicted model, not a curated record.